Messenger RNA from Penicillium cosmopolitanum, 897 nucleotides. RefSeq names its product prohibitin subunit PHB2. The transcript is spliced from 5 exons. The record is from RefSeq and is a predicted model, not a curated record. The coding region runs from base 1 to 897 and encodes 298 amino acids. NCBI's taxonomy places the organism in Eukaryota, Fungi, Ascomycota, Eurotiomycetes, Eurotiales, Aspergillaceae. Gene Ontology annotation, biological process: mitochondrion organization. Gene Ontology annotation, cellular component: mitochondrion; membrane.
AUGUCUCAGAAUCAACGAGAGGCUUGGGAGCGCGUGCAGCUCAUGUUGCAAAAGCGCAAGGGCGGUUUCCCCGGAGGUGGUGGUCGUGGCAGCUUUGGUCUGGCCGGUACUCUCAUCCUGCUUGGUGUCGGUACCUGGGCAGCUUCCAACUCUCUUUUCAACGUUGAUGGUGGUCACCGUGCUAUCAAGUACUCGCGAGUAAGUGGUGUGCGGAAGGAGAUCUACGCCGAAGGAACCCACAUUCAGAUUCCCUGGCUCGAGACCCCCAUCAUCUACGAUGUCCGCGCGAAACCGCGCAACAUUGCCUCCUUGACCGGCACCAAGGAUUUGCAGAUGGUCAACAUCACCUGCCACCCCGUGUGGACGCACUGCCAGAUCUGCCGUACCCUCGGUCAAGACUUUGACGAGCGUGUGCUUCCCUCAAUUGUUAACGAGGUCCUGAAGAGCGUUGUGGCUCAGUUCAACGCCAGCCAGCUGAUUACCCAACGUGAGAACGUCGCCCGUCUGGUCCGCGAGAACUUGGCUCGCCGUGCCGCUCGCUUCAACAUCGCUCUGGACGAUGUCUCCCUGACUCACCUGACCUUCUCCCCCGAAUUCACCGCCGCUGUCGAGGCCAAGCAAGUGGCCCAGCAGGACGCCCAGCGUGCCGCCUUCCUGGUCGACAAGGCCCGCCAAGAGAAGCAGGCCUUCAUUGUCCGCGCCCAGGGUGAGGCCCGCUCCGCCGAGCUGAUUGGUGACGCUAUCAAGAAGAGCAAGAGUUAUAUUGAGCUGCGCAAGAUCGAGAACGCCCGCCAGAUCGCCCAGAUCAUCCAGGAGAACGGCGGCAAGAACAAGCUGUACCUGGAUAACGAGGGUCUCGGCCUGAACGUCAACUCGGGGAGCGAUGAGAACAAAUAA